CGAACUCAACUCAACUCUUUUAUUAAUAAACCAAACCAAACUCAAACUAUAAUAAAAAUUAUGUUUUGCUCAAUUCUACUCAUUUACACCCUUUUCAUAAAUCUCAAAUUUGGACUAGUUGCUGCUUGCUAGAGCCCAAUUGUUCCUUCUUUGUUCUCUCUCACUCUCACCACCGCCUCUCCACAAGAAAGAAGGAAGGAAGGACUGACGGCCAUAAGCGAGCAAGCAAGCCCCCUCACAACUUCACAAACAUCCAAAACCCCCAUUCACCAAAAUCCAGACAAGCAACCUCAGCCAGCUACCAAAUCAAAACACUCUCCGUUUCCUUUACGUGUACAAUUCCACCACCACUUUCUUUUUCUUACUCCCCACGCUCACAAAAAAAAAAAAAUCAAACCCCCAAUUUCACCUCCUUAACAAAACAAAAAAUCUUCCUUAUCCCAAUUCUCCUCCUCUCUCUCGCUACGAAAAUGGUUCCCGUGGUUGUUACCCAGCUGGCGACGGGUCUCAGCGUCCUCGCCGGAGCAGUAAUGGCGAAAUCCCUGCUCGAAGACAAGCCCAUGUCCGGCCCCUUCCAACCCAGGUGCCCAUCUUGCAACGGCACGGGCCGGGUCAGCUGCCUCUGCUCGCGGUGGUCCGACGGUGACGUGGGCUGCCGGACUUGCGCCGGCUCCGGGCGGAUGGGCUGCAGUAGCUGCGGCGGGUCGGGGACCGGCCGUCCACUUCCGGUUCAAAUCUCUAUGCGGUCGCCCAAUCGCCCGUUUUGAGAAAGAUUGGUUCCAGGCGAUUUGUUCUCGGUUUCCACUCGCUUCCUCUUGGUGUAAUUCUCUAAUCUUAAAGAAACAUUAAACAAUUUGUAUGUAUAAGUGCUUGUGGGUAUAGUGGAAAAGAGAUGAAGCGAUUGGAGAUUUGGUAGAGAUGAACCACAAUAUAGCUUUUUCCAUUUCCUUUUGGAGUUUAUGAAUGAGAAAUUACUCUCUCUCUCUCAUGAGACUUCAAUUAUUAUUAUUCUCAAAUCUCUUAACAGUUUUUAUUGCAUUAUUUGAGGUGACUACUCAAAUUCUCGUAUGUGCAUUAUGUAUGGUCAUUACAUGGUUCAUUCAAUAGAUUCUUGGGUAGUUUCAAAGUGAUUUCAGUUAUUGAUGUGUUUUUAAUUUCAUAAAAUCAAAAUUGAGCCAAUUAAAUUAGAGUGUCCUAGUUGUGGACAUGUCCUGUAAUUAGGGCGGUUCAAUUUGAGUCGAGUAAGACCACAAAGUUGUUUUUAGCUAGUUGUUUCUUUCAAUUGUGUGGUAUGUAUCAAGUGUACAACUUUGAAAACAAAGUGGGGAGCUUUGAUUGUUGGGGUUGAUGUGAUUAUUAUUCUUUGAUUAUAUGUAUUUGGACUACUAAACAAUUCCAAGAUAA
This is a messenger RNA of Linum trigynum, 1404 nucleotides long. The record is from the annotation of a GenBank genome assembly. NCBI's taxonomy places the organism in Eukaryota, Viridiplantae, Streptophyta, Magnoliopsida, Malpighiales, Linaceae.